Rhododendron vialii is the source of this 645-nucleotide messenger RNA. Its product is annotated as F-box/kelch-repeat protein At3g06240-like. The transcript has a single exon. Lineage: Eukaryota; Viridiplantae; Streptophyta; Magnoliopsida; Ericales; Ericaceae. Gene Ontology annotation, molecular function: protein binding. The record is from RefSeq and is a predicted model, not a curated record. The coding region runs from base 1 to 645 and encodes 214 amino acids.
AUGUCCGACGGCGGAACUCUUCCCAUGGAAAUCAUCACCGUCAUACUCUCUCGACUACCCUUCAAAUCUCUUUCCCAAUUCAAAUGUGUUUCUCCCUCAUGGAAAACCCUAAUCUCUUCCUCCCAUUUCGCUCAAAUCCGUCUCAAUCGAACCAAAGCCAUUCUCUUUACCAGCUCUUUCGAUCUCUACUCCGUAGAUUUCUCCGACGAGAGCCCGACCCCUGAAAAGCUUGAUCAUCCUCCGUUCAACCACAUGAGUGGCUCCGGGUCAGUGAGCUCUUGUAAUGGCCUCAUUCUAGUUUCCGAUAAAGGGUAUGUUAACUUCUUGUUGAAUCCAUCCACAGGUGAAUGGAAGCACCUGCCUUCCCCUUUUCGUCAAUACUCUUCAAUGGAUGGUUUUUAUCCACCUGGGUUGGGUUAUGUCUCAUCCACGGAUGAUUACAAGGUUGCGAUGCCCUUUUUUAAGGAAGGACGAGAACCUAAUCAUGUUGCUGUUACGAUUGUGGCUGUCUAUUCACUGAAAAAUGAUGCUUGGAGGACGAUUCAAGAUUUCCAUUAUCGUCCUGUGGGACGUUGUCGUGGGGUUUGCUUUAACGAGCAUCGCCAUUGGCUAUGUCGGAGGACUGGUGGUUUGGAUUAUUCUUGA